Paramecium sonneborni is the source of this 2585-nucleotide messenger RNA. The record is from the annotation of a GenBank genome assembly. Lineage: Eukaryota; Ciliophora; Oligohymenophorea; Peniculida; Parameciidae.
AUGAUUUAAAGUAAUAAUUAUUGCUUGAUACAUCCUAAUUUCUUAGUAGGAGGAAUUUACAAGUCAUAACACAGCUUAAAAAUAUAAAGAAAGAUUUGUUUGGAGUGUAUUUUAAAAUUUAAAAUACCUCCUGAAUAAGUCUUAGCUAAACAAGAUUUCAUCUAAUCAUUACUUUAAAAGUCUUAAUAAUUAAAUAUGGUGAGCGAAAUAAGCAAAAGUGAAUCUUAAUAUAUUUUAAAAAAAUUCUUAUCAAAACUAGAUGACAUUAAAAAGGAAAUAACUUUGAUAUUUGAAAAUAUCAAGGAAUCUAUCUAAACGAUUUAAGAAUAUGAGAAAAUGAUGGAUAAUCAAUAUCUAAAAAUUGUUAAUUAAGAUUUAAAUCCAUUUGAGUGUUCUGAUACUUACUUAGAUUUUCUUGUGAAUUUUUUAGAAGGAAAUAUUUUUGAAUAAGAGAUUUCAAAAAAAAAAAAACUUGUUUCUUAAAUUCGAAAAAUUGAAGCCGUACUUGAAAAGCUUGUUUCUAAUAUGUACAAUACUAACCACUUGAUUGAAAAAAUUGGAGAAGAUUUGUAAGUUUUCAUAUUAUAAAUAAUAUAGUUUUUAAAUCUCUAAUAAAGAAACUAUUUUUCAUUUAGAAGGAAUAGAAAAUGGAAAUAAAUAGUUAAAAAAAAUUUAAUUUGAUGUAACAAUUUCUUAAAAUGGAAAUAAAGUAUAUAAAAAAGAUGGAUAGAUAAUAAGAGAGUAAAUAAAAUUUAAAAUUUUAGGGAAAAGUAAAAGUUAGGAGCAAAAAAAGAAGAAUUUAUAUAUAAUUUAGAACAAAUGAAAUAUUUAGAGUUCGAAGGAUAAUAUGGAGUUAAAGGUUAUAAAAUUAAAACCUGGAAGUACCUGUGGAAGGGAAAACAUAUUGGAGGUGGUAAUUAUAAUAUUAUGGGAUAAAAGGAAGGAAAGUGGAUUGAGUUAGGUGGAAAUUAUUGGGAGAUUUAAUACUAAUAAUAAAAUUAGUGAAAACAAAGUUUUAGAAAUUGGAUGUUAUUCUUAAGGAAAAAAAACAGGAUUAUGGUUUUUGAGCUGGAAUAAUUUAUAAAUGUAUCAAUCAAAUAUAAUAAUUAGUGGUGGUGGAUCUUAUAAUUAAGAGAGAGAAAAUAAAAAAAUAGGAAAUUGGAUAGAGUUAGAUGAAUUAUUUAAUUAUGAUAAAUAAGUCACUUAUAGUGGUGAAUAUAAUAUUGAAGGUAUGAAGGUAGGGAGAUGGGACAUUACUUAUUGUAAAUUUAAUGAAAAGGAAUUUUAAUAGAUGUAUAUAUUAUAUCAGUAUAGUCAAAAACAUUUAGUGGAGGAGGAUCAUAUGAUUAAGAGGGAAAUUAAAAAAAGAUAGGAAAAUGGAUAGAAUUGGAUAAAAUGUUUAAUUAUGAUAAAUAAGUCACUUAUAGUGGAGAAUAUAAUAAAUAAUAAAUGAAGGUAGGUAGAUGGGAUAUUAGUUAUUAUAAAUAUAAAGAAAAGGAGUUUCAUUAGAUGUAAAUAUUAUAUAAAUAUGGUAACGUUUUAGUGGUGGGGGCUUAUAUGAUUAAGAGGGAGAAAAAAUUGGAAAAUGGGUAGAAUUAGAUGAAAGGUUUUGUAAUCCCAAACAAGUCACAUAUGGUGGUGAAUAUAAAAAGGGCAUCAAAGUAGGAAAAUGGGAAAUAUGCUUUAAGGGUUUCGAAAGCAACUCAGAAUAUUAAUAAAUGUAAAUAUUGUUAAAGAAUAGUAAUAAUAUCUAAGUGGUGGGGGAUCAUAUGAUGAAGAGGGAGAAAAGAUAGGAAAAUGGGUAGAAUUGGAUGAAAGUUUUUGUAAUCCAAAAUAAGUCACUUAUAGUGGUGAAUAUAAAAAGGUUAUUAAGGAAGGAAGAUGGGAUAUAUGGUUUAAGGGUACUAAUAGAAACUCAGAAUAUCAAUAAAUGUAAAUAUAAUAUAUUAAUUGGAUCUAAGUGGAGGGGGAUCGUAUGAUUAAGAGGGAGAAAAGAUUGGAGAGUGGAUAGAGUUAGAUGAAAAGUUUUGUAAUCCAAAAUAAAUUACAUAUGUUGGUGAAUAUAAAAAAGGUAUUAAAGUAGGAAGAUGGAAUAUAUGUUUUAAGGGAACUGAUUAAAAUUCAGAAUAUCAAUAAAUGUAAAUAUAAUAUUCUAAUUAAAUCUAAGUGGAGGUGGAUAGUAUAAUUAAGAGUAAGAAAAGAUUGGAGAGUGGAUAGAGUUGUCAUAAAUGUUUUGUUAUUAAAAACAAAUUAUAUUUAAUGGUGAAUAUAAAAAGAAUAAGAAGAUAGGUAGAUGGAAUAUCAUGUAUUGUAAAGAGGGAGAUAAGGAAUAUCAAUCUAUGUAAAAUUAAAUACAAGUUUUUUAUUAAUAUUUUAGUGGUGGCGGUUCAUAUGAUUAAGAGGGAGAUUAAAAAAAGAUUGGAUAGUGGGAUGAGUUGGAUGAAAUGUUUGAUGUUUUUAAAAUUGUUAUUUAUUCUGGUUAAUACAAUGUGAAUAGCAUAAAAAUUGGUAAAUGGAUAAAGAGAAUCAGAGAAUAUUAUGAAGUGGAGUUUUAUAACCAUGAUGAAAAGAUUUAUGAUAAUUGA